Messenger RNA from Myripristis murdjan (pinecone soldierfish), 2474 nucleotides. It is a transcript of the gene tead4, whose product is annotated as TEA domain transcription factor 4. The transcript is spliced from 12 exons. The record is from RefSeq and is a predicted model, not a curated record. The coding region runs from base 567 to 1655 and encodes 362 amino acids. Lineage: Eukaryota; Metazoa; Chordata; Actinopteri; Holocentriformes; Holocentridae. Gene Ontology annotation, biological process: regulation of transcription by RNA polymerase II; embryonic organ development; hippo signaling. Gene Ontology annotation, molecular function: DNA-binding transcription factor activity, RNA polymerase II-specific; RNA polymerase II cis-regulatory region sequence-specific DNA binding. Gene Ontology annotation, cellular component: transcription regulator complex.
AAUUCCUGCCCUCCUUGCGCUUCAAACGACUUCAGGGACGAGAGGAGGGAGCUAAGACUUGCCAAAAAAAAAAAAAAAAAGAAAGAAAGAAAAAGAAAAAAAUACACAGGGAAAAAGAAAAGAAAAAAGAAAUCAUACAGAUAUUCUUCACUAAAAUCAAAUAUUCCUCUUACCUGCGCUCCAGACUGCUAAGGGUCUCAACAGAACGGCAGUGCCACAUCCUGCCCCACCAUCAUCACACCUUUGGACUUCAUACAGACACCUCCACCCCAACCGUCAGCUCCAGCCCUGUCCUCCCUCUCCACCCACCCUCGUCUCCCCCAAACCUCGACCCUCCACCGCCCUGCUCUGUGGUGCCUUUCAGUCUUCCCACCACGUCUGCGGAGUGGGUGCCGGCUCCCUCCCCGGGGGGUGGGAGUGAGGAGCUGGGGGAGGCUCUUGACAAGCCCCUGGAGAACGAUGCGGAGGGUGUGUGGAGCCCAGACAUCGAGCAGAGCUUUCAGGAGGCCCUGGCCAUCUACCCACCCUGUGGACGCAGGAAAAUCAUCCUCUCUGACGAGGGCAAGAUGUACGGACGAAAUGAGCUGAUCGCACGGUACAUCAAGCUUCGCACAGGGAAGACACGGACAAGAAAGCAGGUGUCCAGUCAUAUCCAGGUGCUCGCGCGGCGGAAGGCCAGGGAGAUUCAGGUGAAGCUGAAGGACCAGGCGGCCAAAGACAAGGCCCUGCAGAGUAUGGCCACCAUGUCCUCGGCCCAGAUCAUCUCAGCCACGGCCUUCCAGAACAAGAUGGCUCUGCAAGGCCUUUCUAGGCCAGCCUACCCCACUGCUGGUGGGUUUUGGCAUGGGGCACUUCCAGGACAGCCUGGGGGUCCAGAAGACAUUAAGCCCUUCUCCCAGCAGAGUUACGCCAUGCAAGCAUCCGGCCCACCCCCCAUAACAGGUUAUGAAAGCACAGCAGGGCUAUCCAUGUCGCCCGGCGCCCCCCCCUGGCAGGGUAGAAGUAUCGCCAGCUCCAAGCUCCGUAUGCUGGAGUUCUCUGCCUUCCUGGAGCAACCUCAGGACCCAGAGACUUUCAACAAACAUCUGUUUGUGCACAUUGGCCAGUCCAACCCCAGCUACAGCGACCCCUACCUGGAAGCGGUGGACAUCAGACAGAUCUACGACAAGUUCCCAGAGAAGAAGGGGGGUUUGAAGGAACUGUUUGACAAAGGGCCGCACAACGCUUUCUUUCUUGUCAAGUUCUGGGCGGACCUUAGUGCUAACCUGCAGGAUGACAGCAGCUUCUUCUAUGGUGUUUCCAGUCAGUAUGAGAGCUCUGAGAACAUGAUUAUCACCUCAUCCACCAAGGUCUGCUCCUUUGGCAAGCAGGUGGUGGAGAAAGUGGAGACGGAGUAUGCACGGUUUGAGAAUGGGCGCUACGUGUUCAGGAUCCACCGGUCCCCGCUAUGCGAAUACAUGAUCAACUUCAUCCACAAGCUUAAACACCUGCCGGAGAAGUACAUGAUGAACAGCGUACUGGAGAACUUUACUAUCCUACAGGUGGUGACAAACAGGGACACACUGGAGACCCUGCUGUGUAUAGCCUACGUCUUUGAGGUUUCCACUAGUGAGCACGGAGCACAGCACCACAUUUACAGGCUAGUCAAGGACUGACGCAGUCUCAUGGCUCGAACUUAUACACUAUAGACCCAUUGUAGCACCUCAGCAAGCAACAACAACACUAAACAAUGGACUACUUCCUCUGUAAGCUGAAAGCUGAAAUCAUACAAGUCGCAAGUCAGGACCCAGAGAAGCACUGGCUGUGUCAGCGUGCCCAGGAACACCACUUAAGGAAGAGGUGGAUAUGGGACUGUGGAACCUGAAACAAGCUUUGUGUGAAUAAGUGGCAAGAAUAAAGAAGAGGACCAUGAUAUACUAUGGCCUCUAUACCAAAGGAGCCAAACUUAGCCGACAAGAUGUUGCAUGAGAAAGUUGUUGUUGGUGGUGGUUUUCAUCUCAUUUUACUAGUGCUUGUUUUGAUUUAGAUUCCUUUUACACACAUGUAUGUGCAGGGGGAGGUCUGCUGCAGGUUUAUGAGGAGUUUAGCUGCCCAAGGGUGCCAUCUAGUGACAUCAAGUAUGAAUAACAGUGGAAAUAAAGUCUAAAGUAGAUUGAAAAUCCCCCAGUUGCACAUCCAUAAAAUAUCACUGUUUUUGGUGCCAAUCUUUUGUGUUAUUUGAGCAACAUAAUUAUGUACAGUGCCACAUCCAUCUCCUCUAAACAAAGUUAUAAAAAAUAAGAGGCUAAAAUGAUGAUUAAAAAGAGCUAUUGUAUUCACUUUGUUUGAUGUUUAAUGUUUAAUGUUUCUUGUAUUGUCUUACUGUUUUUUGAUUGAAAAACAAUCUGACUACAAAGGCACAUAAUAACACUGCUAACUUGAACCAGAUUUGGGUCUGUCGGCUGAAUACAGACUUGUCUGUAACUGUAACUUGC